Molecule: messenger RNA, 1244 nt
Organism: Orbicella faveolata
Lineage: Eukaryota; Metazoa; Cnidaria; Anthozoa; Scleractinia; Merulinidae
Product: cytochrome P450 3A2-like
Molecular function (GO): steroid hydroxylase activity; heme binding; oxidoreductase activity, acting on paired donors, with incorporation or reduction of molecular oxygen
Source: RefSeq, a predicted model, not a curated record
CGGGGACUAUAGAAUAAUUUUCUCAAUCAUGUAAUAAGUAAAUUAAUUAACGUGAUGUUUUUUUCUAUAUGUUUCAGAGAAAAGUGUCGACGUCAGCACACCCUUUGGUCAGUUCACUCUUGAUAUAAUCCUAUCGGCUGGUUUUGGUCUUAAAGCAGAUGUCCAAACCAACCCGGCGGAUCCAGACCUUGUGAAAAAGGCAUUGAGCGUGUUCAUAGUACCCGUGUACAUCCGAGCUCUGACCAUGUUUCCUUUCUAUCGCCACCUGAAAAAGAUCUUCGACUUAAAUCCAAUUCAGCAUGUUCCGUACUUCGCGAAACUGGCUAGAGGUAUUCUAGAACUCAGACGCAGUGGCUCGGUGGGACGGAGAGAUCUUGUUCAGCUCAUGUUAGAGGCCACAGAAGAGAGCAACAACGAAGUCAAAACACUGACAGAUGAAGAAAUUAUAGCUCAGUGCAUCACCUUCUUGGUGGCGGGCAGUGAAACAACCGGGUCUACACUGGCUCUUAUUGCAUACCAUCUCGCUUAUUACCCUGAGAUACAAGAGAGACUUCUGCGUGAAAUUGACGACGCUACAAAGUCGCGCGGUGAUGUUUCAAUCUACGAGUUUGUUCAGAGCCUUGAGUACCUUGACCGAGUUGUCUCCGAGGUUCUCCGUUUGUGCACGGUUGGUUAUGUUAAUGUCCGUGAUUGCAUGGAGACCUGUGUAAUCAACGGCGUGGAAUUCCCUGCUGGAGCCUGUGUUUAUAUUCUGUCGUAUUGUGUCCAUCGUGAUCCUGAUUACUGGCCAGAGCCUGAGAAAUUCGAUCCAGAUCGCUUCCUUCCUGAAGUUGCCGAAAAGCGGCCAACCUUCUCUUACUUACCUUUUGGCCUGGGUCCUAAACAGUGCAUUGGCAUAAGAAUGGCUCAACUUGAAAUGAAGUUGGCGCUGGUUAAAAUUCUGCGGAAAAUGAAAUUUGAGAGGGGAUUGGGUACUACCGAAACCAUCAAGUUGCACGCUUCCACCAUUUUAGUGCCACGUGAGCCUAUUUGUGUCAGGGUUGUGGCAAGAUCUUCUCAAACCAUGGCUACAGCAUCAAAAUGAGCCUGCAGAGUUCACUGUUCUGAUUAAUUGAAAUUUGACUACAUAUACACUGUACUCACAGGGCGCUUUCCAUUUCACCAAAAUACACGGUUUGAAUUUCCGUCAAGGCGAAUAAAAGAGCAUUUUGCGGAAUUUCCCUAAAAGAGGACAACCUUGCGAG